ACCGAAUCGAUUGUCUGGUCGUUGCUGCGUUGCAUAGAGAAUUUUCAACCUGGAAUUGUGUUCUUUUACCGACAGACUUCUGUCACAGGGUAUCAUUUCGCUCCAGCUGUUACUUUAGUGGAAUUUUUACAGGUUUGUGUCGCAUCUGGAGGUAAUUUGGUCAGGCUGUUAUCCAAAGGAGGCUUGCAGGAACUAUUUGCUGGGAUGCCGCCAUGAUACUAAGCUAGACUCUUUUCAUGGUUCUCUGCCGAUUCACUCGCUUGGAACACCAACUUAUUGCUAAUGUGUAAGUGCGACUAACAGCAUCCAAACUGGAUCCACUAGACGAUUUCGACCCGUCCAAAAUGGACGAUUAUAACGACGAUGGUGAGUAAAUCUGAUAGCGAUUAUUCUGCAAAUGUAAACUGGGCUAACAAACUUGUUGUGAAACCUGCACACACAAGCAGGCGUAUGGCGUUGAUUCUUAUGCAGAAUGCAAUCAAUAUGUGUGUUUGUUGCUUAGAUGACGGCAUACAGGACAAGUCUUCCCAUGGUAGACUUCGAAAAAGAAAGGCAAACCAGACCUUCAUGAUCAAAGAGUGAGUUUUUCUUCAAGGCUCUUACCGAAACGUGUUUUGAGUUGCGAGGUAUUUUAUGUCUGGCCAGCGUUGGUUAUGAUGUGGUGUGCGUUAUUUCAAUGCCUUCUCAAACUUUCCUACUUUUUCUGCUGUACAGGGAAGACUCGGAUGAUGAUGAUAUCGAAAAGGGUGACCAAAAAAUGCCCAGGUAAAGGAAAACUGACCAUUUUCUCCGCAGGACGUGUCUGAACUUUGUUGUGUAGUGAAAUAGUUAUAAUAAUUAGAUUGUAAGUUCGGUAGGAGGGACAUUGAAAACAAAGGACCCAACUACCGAAUGCUUGUUUUGACAUUGAAUUAUCUAAGCUUAUUUAUUUCCUGUAGUUGUUUGCUUUUCGAUCGAGACUUGCACUUUCGGUUAUUUUAGUUUGUGAUAUUCUGACCAAAGUCGGGCAGGGGUCGUGAUUUCAACGUUACAGAACAUGUCGUUUGUUUGAUAGUAAAUGUCUUGUUUGUAGCGAAAGUUAUGCCCGAUCCGUGGGCAAAGAUAUUUCUCAAGCUUCAAGUGCAAAAUGCUUAGUAGUAUUUUACUUUAACAAGCUCUCUUUUAAUGUUUACAGAACGUCGGACGAGUCUAACAAAGAGAAGUUUGCAAGGUAUGCUGUCUGUUUUCAGUCACGUACAUAGUUUUGCUAGCUACUAUCUACAUGGUUUUUUAUUUCAGCUAACAUUUUCGAAGCUAUCAAAACCAUUUUUAUUGUAAACGACUCGUAACUCUCUCUAUUUACAUCAUUUAUGUUAUGGCAAUCGAACACACGUUCACCAUUAACGUUUGCAUUGUCAGCUGUAAUUUUAAAAGCCGGUGGUAAGAUUUUCUUUUUUCCGUUUACCCUCGCAGAUGUUUUUUUCUUUUUCGUUCAAAAAUUUGUAAUGCAAUUUUCGUUAUUGUUAAACAGUCUCUGCGAAGAGUUAGGAAGUUGACGAAAGUACUAUUAAAUUAUUUUUGAAAACGCAUCGAUAUAUGAUCGAGAGCCCUUUAAACUUUCGUUGAGAAUGUGCUCAUGAAACAAUCCGGUGGGAAUUUAGUUUGCUUGUUAAGUAGGUAAGGGUAUACGUAACAUAAAAUUAUUUACCAAUAUUCUUUAAAAUCUGCCAUAUUAACUAAACAUGCUGUUUGGUUUUAAGAUUUUUUCAUAGAUAAUUGUAGUUGGCUUUGUGAAAGGAAUACAGGGUACAGAAUCACUCUCAUUUGAUUGCAAAUAAUUCUAAAACAGACAAACCUACAAAUUCCUUUCCUCUUAAAAAAAAAUUAGCCAGAUUAGUGAGGCAUGACUUGUAUUAUAUUUUGGGAAUAAACUUAAAUAUAUGCUCAACUUAUCAAUGUAACCAGGAGUAAGAUUGUUCUAAUGAAAAUUAUUGGUCUUUUGAGCCUCAGACAUGGUCUGACAAUGAGCAGGGUAAAUUUCAAAUGGAAACUGUUGAUCAAAGGGGAGGAGGAAGGGAGUUAGGAUACAGGUAGUGCUAGCAUUCUCUGUCUGCCUCUCACCACCCCCUUCAGUUUAUGAAAUUUACCACUCCCCCUCCUUUUAUUUCCAUCCAUACUUUGACUUGUGUGGGUGUGGUGAGAGCUGUACAUUGUAUCAUGUGGUAGCUUUUGGUUUUGUUACCUGGCCAUUAACCUCCCUAUAACUUUUCUUUAUACAGGGAGAACCAUAGUGAGAUUGAGAGGCGAAGAAGAAAUAAAAUGAAUGCUUAUAUAAACGAGUUAUCUGAUAUGGUACCAUCCUGUAAUGGAUUGGCUCGGAAACCAGAUAAACUCACUGUGCUUCGAAUGGCUGUGAACUACAUGAAAUCUCUCAGAGGACCAGGUAUGUCAACAACAAAGUCACUUUUCAAGUCUAGUUUGUGGUUUUUCAGUGUAUGGGUGGUUUAGGAAGAUAAGAGUGUCCCCUGAUUGGCUUCUCUUUAACACGGAAGGAAUAAUCAUGAGCCUAGCAAUUAAUUGGUUUCCAGAACAAGACACAAAAAGCUACCCCUUCCAGUGUGUUGAGAUAGACUGGACGUUAAAGAAGCAAUGACAUUUAGAUCGUAACAACUUUGAAUCCUGGUCUCUACCUUCAAUCUUGCUGCUAGUUUCUGCAAGUUUUUUUUUUAAUUAAAGACUGGUUAAUGUUUUGGUUGUCUUCUGAUCACAUUUAAUUUUUUUUCUUUGUUCCUUGUCUAAAGGCCAGGGUCCUAGUGAUGUAUCAUACAAGCCUUCAUUUCUCUCCGAUCAAGAACUUAAGCACCUUAUAUUGGAGGUAGGCCUGAUAUUUUAUUCUUAGGGCAAUUUUUUUUCAAUAUUAAAUUUAAUGUUACUUAAGAGAAAGAAGUAUAAUCUCUUGCAUCUUCUGAAGAUGGAAUUACCUUUUGGGCUAAAUUAUAGAUAAACAAACUUGUUAAUGUUCACAGGCAGCAGAUGGUUUCUUGUUUGUUGUGAAUUGCCGCACUGGAACUGUGGUGUAUGUUUCAGACUCUAUAACUCCAGUCCUCAACCAACCUCAGGUAACCUUCAGAUUCUGUUCUCAGCUUUGUAAAUAGAUAAAAACUCGUGAGGUAAACAGUGUAAACAGUAAUAGAGUAGACAACAAAAACUCAAUUGAAUGUAGUACCAUUUAUUAGGGGAAUGAAACCAUGUUUUUCACUUUCUUGCAUUCUCUGUGACCUAAAUGUUAGCACAACAGACUCUUGAUCAACUGGUCAGAGUUUAAAGCCUUGUUGGGUCAUUAGGUUGUGUUCUUUGGCAAAGACACAUUACUUUCACACUGCUCCUUGUCAAGCAGGGGUUAUGAAUAAAUAACCUGACAAACUGUGGAGAUUCACCCGCACUUUUUCCAAAAUCUCCUUGUAGUUAAGUGCUACAGUGGCUGGGAAAAAUUGUAAGGAUGGACAUUUAUGGUCCCCAAAGUAUCCAAAAAUAUUUUCUUUCUUCCUUUCUUUUUCUGAGAUAAUCUCUCUAUUUUUUGUUUGUUUGUUCUGUUUUGCAGAGUGCUUGGAUGAAUCAGGAAAUUUUUGACUUAGUUCAUCCUGAUGAUGCAGAGAAAAUUAGAGACCAGUUAUCUGCUACUGAGUCCCCAGAUGCAGGAAGGGUCCUUGACUUAAAGAGUAAGUGAUGUACAGCAGAUUAGUUACUAAGUUAACCUUGCACACCUUGACAUCAGAUUGUAUAUUCUUGAUACUGUUCGCUAUACAUUCCUCAAGGUGCUGACAAGGAGAAUUUGUGUAAUGACUAUGAGCUUCUGCAGUUGGUGUUCAUCUCCUUUAUUCUCCUAACCCUAAUGUUUGAUUUACAGGGUGAUUUUGUUAGGAGAAACUACUGUAAUUUGUGGCCAAUAACCUGCGGGUAAUCUGUUAAUUUUUUCACAAACAGUUGUUGGUGCGGGUUAUAGGAAGGCGCGGGUAAUACUAUAACUUUUAAAGCUUCCAGUGUAGUUAAAAACGAUAAACAGGAAAAAAACAGGUGAUAAGAUCCACUACAGAUACUCUUAAAAAAAAUUGUGCAAUAACUAAUUUAUUUCACGCAGACUGCUCCUUAUAAUAAGAGAAUUUAUUGCUCUCGAUGAAAGCCGAUGCAAAUCGAAAACAUACAAAACUUGAUAACAUAGCUUUUAUCUUGUUCAUACUCUUACUUUCUUACCUUGUCAAUGUCACAGCUCAAAAACAAUGAAGGAACUUUGUGUGAGUUGACAAUUUUAUUUUGUUUUUGGGUGCAGGUUAUCUGCCAGUGCAGGUAAUCUGUUGAAAUUUUUUUCUCGUUAUUGUAAAAAUUGAGCAAUGUGGGUGAUCUGCCACGUGGGUAAAUGGAGGGAAAUUAGGGUAAUGUUAAUCACUCUUAAGGGUCAAGGGGUUACUACAAUGGUAUUACCAAAGUUGUUUAUUGAGUAACAGUGAAAUGAAUUUGGUGAAAUCUUUGUUAGUUGAAUUUUCAAACAUUCUCUGUCAAGAUUUAUUUUCUCAUUAACAACUUUAAGCCUUCAUUCUUUUUUCUUCCUCUGUAUAGCUGGAAGUGUGAAAAAAGACAGCCAUGGAGGUAGGGGGACUGUUUUUAUAUUAAUUAAUUUUUUUUCUUUUUAAGUGUUUUGACCAAAAACUAAUUUCCAUUUCCCUUUCCUCUAUUCAGCUCUGUCAAGAAUGUAUUCCAACUCAAGGAGAAAUUUCAUUUGCCGCAUGAGAUGUGGAAAGGAAGAAAGUGAUAAUGCUGCAAGGGGAAAAGAUAAUCGUUUAAAACUUCUUGAUGAUGAAUAUGCCAUUGUGCACUGUACUGGCUAUAUUAAGGUAUAGGGGUAUGAAUUAAAAUAAGAUUUAAAUAACUUCACAUCUUCAAGUGAUCUCUUAUAUCCUCCUAAUUUCAUAAACCUCCUGCCUGACAUUUCUUAAGGUGCUCAUAGGGAUAAUUUUUUUAACAAUCGAGAGGUUCUCUAGGUGGUGAUCAGGUUCUAUUGUCUCCUGACCUUAAUGUGUGAUUUGGAGUUGAUAUUGUAAGGAGAAAUUAGAUACCAGUCACUACAAGGGCUGUGAGGGUCACUAAAGCCUUGAGAGUGGGUGACAGGACAAAGCGUGGCUCCCAAAGCUCCCAACUUGCAUUUGGACAUUGUACUUUCUCUUGUCACUCAUGUGAAAGCUAAGUGCUUGGUAGUUCUAAUACCACCUAAAAUUAACAGACAAAGCCUCAGAUAUCAUAUAGGAGAGUUAACCAUAUGAGCUCUUUGUUUGGUGGAAUUGUUUUCUCCCGGUGCUGGAAUGGUUGCUAGAGGUCUUUUGGUAGACUUAUUAUUUUCUUUUUUUUGUAGUUAUAGUUGAUGUUCAGGACCACUUUUUAAUUAUAACACAUGUGACAUUUGAGACAAAAAUAGAAAGCUCCACUCAUAGUAACACAAAUUUUUAUGUUUUCACACUAAGCUAACCCCCCCCCCUCCUGUUGCUCCCCCCUUCCCAUUUACUCAAGGGAUACAUGUCAGACAGGAAAAUAAUGUUUUAUGUUCCAUUACCAACAGUCCUUUGGAGGCAGCACAGCUGUAUGUGCAUCAGGAGAUGCAGAUACCUCAGAGAACAGCUGUUUGGUGACUAUUGGAAAACUUCAGCCAACAAGUAUACCCCAGAGCUCUGACUUGUUGGAUUCUCCUCCUGUGACAGAGUUUAUCUCUAGGCACAGCUUGGAUGGUAAAUUUACAUUUGUUGACCAGAGGUAGGUGUACAUCAAGUACAUAUCCCUAAUAUGUCUUUGCUGAAAUAUGCAAAAUAUUGACAGUGGAAGAAUAAAUGAAUCUCACAUUGAUUAAAUCAUUGCUCAAGGUACACUUGACCUGCAAUAACUCAAACAUUUAAGCUAUCAGGAGUUUGAUCAGUUAUGAAUGCUUGCGAGUCAAUUGUAAAUUGAAGUGCAGCACCUGUCUUAGCUUCGUAAACUCAUCUUUAAGUUAUGACAAAUAUUUCAUCACAGCAAAAAAUUGUUUCUUGUUAUUGUGUCUUUUAGAGUGUCAGAUGUUCUAGGAUACAAACCCCAAGAACUUCUUAAUGAAGUGUGUUAUGACUUUUUCCAUCCUGAUGACUUGGAACAUAUGAUGGAAAGUUAUCAACAAGGUACUUCUUCCUUGACUCCAAGGUCAUAAUUUAACAAGAAGUCACUCAUUGGUUUCAUACAACUUGUGCCAAGUGUAGUCCUUUUUUUUAACUAGCAUUAUUUCAUGUUUGCAGUAAUGAAACUAAAGGGACAAACACUUUCCGUGAGAUAUAGAUUCCGUGCUAAGGAGGGCAGCUGGGUGUGGCUUCGAACAAGCUGUCACAGUUUUCAAAAUCCUUACACUGAUGAAGCAGAAUACAUUGUUUGCACCAACUGCCGCGGUCAACCGUGAGUACAUACAAUCCACAUACAUUGUAGGACCUUGAGUUAGAUUCCAUACUUGUAUCUUUGUAUUAUCUGUAUAUCAUAUGGAGAACUCUUGUAGUGCUGUUAAGGCUGAAUAUUAAUCAUAGUAACCUUUACUAACCUACUUUUUCUUUUUUGCUGUCCAGUAGUGGCAAUAUGCAGCCUGUAACUCUAAACCUGUCCAGUCCAACUGUAAACUCCUCUCUCAGUGGGCCACUGACAGGCAGUACAGAUUAUUCUGAUAUAUCUCCUCGCACAGACCUAACAAGCCCCGACUCUGCAGUGUCUAUGUAUCAGAGACACCCCCAGCUUGCACCAGUACGAGAUGAAACCAUUCAUCGUUAUACACAAGGAGGUGCAGUCCCAAAAGGUGACACUCUAAGGUUGAUUAAUUCUUGGAUAAUAUUAUUGCAGCGUGACAGUAGGGUAUAGAAAAUGGUCAAAUUUUUAAUUUAAACAAUCUUGUCUUUGUUUUUCUCUUUUUCUUUUUUUUCAGUAUCCCCACGUUUGGAAGGUGGCUUGGAAGCUCUUUCCAAGGUUUGUAAUAUUUAAUCUCUCUUUACUCCUUUAAAUACAUCUUUUACUGAACUGUGCAAAAGAAAAGGUGGUGUAGGAAUCUGAAUUUUGCUGACAUUCUCACUGGUUGUGUCAGAAAACAUAGCUUGAGAGGUUCUCCUCUGUCUUCAGCUGAAUUUUCUUCCUGAUCUCCAAGUGAGUUGUAGGGUCCUCACUGUCUCAGAGUAACUCCUCGUGCAGAAGUAGUAACAGUUACCAGCAAGCCAUAGGUUAGUGUAGGCACAAGGUGUAACUAGUAGGUAAUGUGCAAUGGAUCACCAUCCACCAAGGAGGAGAAGCAACAUUCAAGGUCACUUCAAGCUACAAAAAACAGCUUAAGUUUUGAUCGCUGAGAGAGGAAGUCUCCUUAUUGACACAACUACUCCUUUUUACCUACUACCCUCCUUCCACAUGGCUAACACCAUAAUGUACCCAGGAGAGUUAAUUGAAGGGUUAUAUUUCCAGGCUAGUGAGCUUACUGACAAGCGAAGUAAUGUUUCGCCCAACACUCCUGCCGCUCAAGUACCUAAGAAAUCUGAAGGUGCAAUGGGUAUUCCAGUGUCUAGUGCAACAGCACAGAGACUUCCACCAGGAAUGAUACAACAUGCCAUGGAACAUGGCACUGGUAAGACACUAGAUGUCUAUUUGAGAGUCAAUUUUUGUUCCUAUUAUUUUGUUUCUAGCACUGUAUAGAGAUAGGCAUACAGUCAAAUAUAUUAAACUGACACCUUAAAAGAAUAAAUUAAUUAAUUUUUCAAUCUAAAAGAUUCAUUGAAAAUUAAAUGUGAAUGCUAUUACUAUUUGUUACAUCUGUAAACUUGUUUCUAAGGAAUGAAAUUUGAUGGAAAAGUAAAGCAAUGCAAAGUUUUGGCAAAGUUUAUCUAAGUUGAGAGAAAUCUAAAAUAUCCUUUACAUUUAACGAACUAGUAUCAUUGUACAUUGUACAUUGCCAUCAGGGCCCAAUUGUUCAACAGCUGAUUAGCGCUGACUCAAGGUUAAAUUUUAUUCUCGGUUUCUUUGAUUCCUUUAUUCAAAAGCCAGUUUGGGAUAAUUUUCUUGAUUCUCUUUCGAGCAUGCAGUCAUAACAUUUUAGACAAAAAAAUUCCGCUAAAUCUUUUUUUAAGCUUUCAGAUCUGAAAUAAAAUUUUACACUAAUCCUGGGUUAUCAUAACCCAGCUUUGAACAACCUGGCCCAGAAGUUUUUUUUUUUUCUUUUUUUUUCCCAGGGAUUUUAGAAGUAAUAAUUAAUAUGAAAGAUUGUGUGAAAGGAAGUUAAGAACAUUUUACCAGCAUACAUAUAUAAUUCACCCAAAAGAGGAAUUAACAAGCAUUUUCUUGUUUCUAACCAAUGAGGGUAGGAGAUGAAUUCGAAGUGUUUUUUGUGAAAGCAAUGAAUGGAGUCUCAUUUACCUGGAAAUUGUACUUAUGACACUGCUUCUGGUAAAACAAAAAGAACAGUUGGUAAAUAUUGUGUUGUAUCAUGUGUUAUUUUCUAGUUGACUUGGACAGUGCUGAGUUUUCUGCUGGCCAAGCUGGCAGUCUGCUUGCAGCCAUGGUUCAGCGGAGAAAUGCCAUGGCCGCUGCUGCAGUUUCUCAAGCUCAAACACAGCAGGGUGGGUACCCUCUCAUUUCUCAGAUGAAUGGCAACAUGGCCACAAUGAUGAGACCUGGAAACAUGGGAGGACAACAAAGAGCAAUGGGUCCAAUGUCACCAAUGGAGAUUAUGAGAGCACAAAUUCCACGUAACAUGCCUGACAUGAACUCCCCUGGAAUGAUGGGUUACGGCAGUGCUACAACAACCCGAAAUGGUCAAACCCCUGGGAAGAACACAGUGGACACUGGCCAAAAGAGUGGGUACCCACAGGUCAUGAAUGAUGGUGUAAGUGGAAGAGAUAUGAUUUCUGGAGCAUGGGCACACCAGAAUGUUAUGGCGAGACCUAUUAGAGAAGGUGAGAUGAAGCCAACAGCACCUGGAGGAAUGUCUCUUGCAUCACAGAUGGAUGCUGCCACACAACAAGGGAUGUACAGUGGAAUGAGACCACCUGGAGACCCAUCCAAUGUGCGAGGACCCACACCAGGAUAUCAUUACUACCAGUAACAGUAGAGAGCCCAGAAGUAGAAAAUAUACUCACUGAAAUGCAUGAAUCAGGACUUACUUAACUUUUUAUGUGCAGUAAAGUCAAAUCUGCCUAAAUGGUUUUCCACUGACAUCUCCCAUGGUAGGUCAAAAUGCAUGAGGCUCAAUGUAUCUUGCAAUCUUCACAGAAAAGAUCAAUAAUUUUCACUGGUGUUAUGUAACCAAUAUGGUAAUUGGCAAGAGGCAAAUAUUAUUUGCAAAAGAGCUUUGAGAAAAAAUUCACCACAGAGAAUGCUUCAAUAUGGAGACACUAGCUAUGACCAGGCUUAUUAUAUUUAACAAAGCUAGUUAGUAACUAUGACAUCAGAAAGAUCUGCAUAAGAAUCCAUGAAACAUGUUUCUUAACUGUAGGGUGAAACUUUAGAAGUGUGUUAGCAAGUAGUUUUUUUAAAAAAGAGGAUUACUAUAAUUAUGAAAGAUUUUUAUCUUGUUCCUUUUUGCUCUUGUCUUCAUUUUGUUAUUUGAUUAUCUGUCUUUCCUUCUUGAGAGAACUGGAAAGUUAUAGCAAAGUAUUUUUUGAACACAUGGUAUCUAUAGUUAAUAUUGUUUGUGAUAAGAAUUAUAGCUUUGAGUGUCACUGCAACCAUGGAACUUGCAAGUGAAAUAUACUUACUCCCAUACACAUAAGGCUUUAAACUGUGCAUUGUUGUGGAAACCUUUCCACUAUUGUGGUUAGUUCUGUUUAUUACAACUUUUUCUCUUUUGAUACUCAUUCUUGCAGGAACUUGUUAACUUGUACUCUUUAACAUGAUUAUUUUUUACCAUGGAAACAAUAUAAUCAAACAAAAUGGUUAUUGUUAAUGAUCUCCUAGCUGAAAGGAAACUUGUAUCAUAGGCUUAACAUGGAAUUAUUAUGGACUGUUCACAAGAAAAUCUUCACAUUCCAUUGAAAGUGCACAUUUUUGUAUUGUCCAAUUACAUAUACCAGAGAGAUUUUUAUCAUUCGUAUUCUCUAUAAGGAACAAUCUCCUCUGUGGGUUUCCUGUUGCAUUAGUGACUUUCACCAUAAAUGUUGUUGUUUUCAUGCCUCUAAAAAUGAUAGUGAAGCAGCUUGUAUAGCUGGUGGUAUUGUGUUUUGUGUGUGAGGCUAAAAGACAUAUCUCCUGCAUCUUAAUAAAGGGUCAUGUUCAUUAUGUGCAACCUGUUUUAAUCUCCCCUUUCCUGAGCUAUCCCUUCUUCUUUUUGGUUUGGUAUCACCUCUUGCAUUCUUCCUUACCAAACUAACUUUUUGGAUUCAUUGGCAAUCCAUUUUAACCUUCUUGACCCCUAGCCAUCCUUGCUCUCCCUCAGUUAAUUAUUGAUCCUUUUGGCAUUUUCUGUCCCACCAAACUAAUAUCUCGAAGUAUCCUUGAAGUUUUAGGGGGGGGGGGUUUCAUCAUUACCUGACCUUUCCUUGGUGGAAUUGGCUGCUAUGGCAAAUCUAACCUUGAUGCAAACAAUCCUGCUUGCCAUGUAGAUGGUGACAAAAGGUGCACACUUGUUAUCAAAAAAGAGGUAUCUAAGACCUCAAGACAGAUUGUAGUAUAUUUGUGGACAAAAGUAUUGGGUACAUAAUAACUGAUGCACAGAAAGGUGUUUGAGAAAAAAAAAUUUCAAGAAACUUUGUUUUAUUAAAAGUAGGUAUAGCCUUAGAUAUUGUUGUGUUAGUGUUGU
This is a messenger RNA of Pocillopora meandrina, 10804 nucleotides long. NCBI's taxonomy places the organism in Eukaryota, Metazoa, Cnidaria, Anthozoa, Scleractinia, Pocilloporidae. The record is from the annotation of a GenBank genome assembly.